CAGUCAGGACAGGAAUCUUUGAUGCACUACAGCUACAUUCAAGGUCCACGAUAAAUCAACCUUUUACGGUUGUAGCUAGCUAAACUUUGUAUCCCCGUCCGUUCUCGAAUUUGUAAAUUAGUGUAGACGACCGGUUUGUAAAGGUUUUCAAUCCGCAACAGAUAAUGUAAUGGUUUUGUCAAAUUAAAACAAGAACAGAAGACGGUGAAAUAUCCAUCCGUCACCUUUUGACACAACAUGGUCACAUGAAUCGUCCAUAUUGCUACUGAAAUGUCUCUGCCAAAGAUCAGCCGUCUCCCCUCAGUGAGGCUGCUGAGCUCCAUCCACCAGCAGCUCCUCCCCUCCAUCCUCCCUCUCACUGGGCCCAGGAGAGCUGUGAGUCAGGGUGAAUACAGACGACCCGGCCAGCCCAAAGUGGACAAGUUUCCAUGGCAGCCGAUUAACUUUGGCAUCUCAAAGGGUUUGGAUGGGGUAAAGAAGCAUUUUGCGCUCCUGAAGAAGGAGUUUUCUGACCGCUGGGUUGGUCCGAAAGGCAAACCGAUCCUUGAGCACAUGUUGGAGCAGAACCAGGUGCUGUGGGAGUUUAGAGGUCCGGAGAGCCUGGAGCAGUGGACGGUGUCCUCAGAUCAAGAGAUAGGAGGCCAGAGUGAAGUUCACUUGAAGCUUGGCCGAAACCAUAACACCUGUUUACUGUACGGGACUCUGAGCUCUACGGCCCCAAAGGAUGGAGAAACACGCUACAGUGGCUACUGCACCAUGCGCUCAAAACAACCACUGGCUUCAUUCGAUAGAAAAGAGCACUAUGAUUGGUCCAGUUUCAACACCCUGCAUUUGCGAGUGCGUGGCGAUGGCCGUCCGUGGAUGAUCAACAUUGCCACAGAAACAUACUUCUCUCACCAGAAAGAUGACAUAUACAACUAUUUCCUGUAUACCAGGGGAGGACCUUACUGGCAGGAUGUCAAGAUACCCUUCUCCAAGUUCUUCCUUACACAUCGUGGGAGGAUACAAGACGACCAGCAUCCUCUCUGGCUGGACAAGGUUAACACCAUUGGAUUUACCUUGGGGGAUAAAGCCGACGGCCCAUUCCAGCUGGAGAUUGAUUUUAUUGGCGUCUGCAAAGAUUAUGCACACACUGAGGAGUUUGCUUACGAAGUGUACAAGAGGAAUCCUGAAAUUUGAGAGCAAGUGCUCCAAUACUGCAGAUAAACGGUUAUGGAAUAAUGAUGGCGUUAUAUUUACUACCGACUAAUUUACCACCUCUUGAGGUGGACAAUAUAAUACACCCCAUCCACCAUUGCUGGUAACACUUAUUAAGACACGGUGUGUUUGGAUUCUAGCAAAUGAACUGUGACACUGAAGCCCUGAAGUAUGUAUGUGAUUAUAAAAAAUAAGCUAAUGUGGCCAAUUCAGGACUUUUUAGAUCAGAUAAAACAAUUGUAGAACAUUUACAAUUUUCUUAUUCCAGUUUAUUACAUUUGAAAUAAGAAUGCAUUUCUUUUAUAACAAAAUCAAGUUGUUUAUUGUGUUCAAGUCCGGUUUGUGACCCACGUUCUGUUCAUCCAACAGAUCAUGUCAGCCAGUGAGACUAGAUCGUAAUAAGAUUGUAAUAA
Molecule: messenger RNA, 1610 nt
Organism: Etheostoma cragini (Arkansas darter)
Lineage: Eukaryota; Metazoa; Chordata; Actinopteri; Perciformes; Percidae
Gene: ndufaf1
Product: NADH:ubiquinone oxidoreductase complex assembly factor 1
Exons: 5
Coding region: 271-1179 (302 amino acids)
Biological process (GO): mitochondrial respiratory chain complex I assembly; mitochondrial electron transport, NADH to ubiquinone
Cellular component (GO): mitochondrion
Source: RefSeq, a predicted model, not a curated record